GAGCACCACCGUCGGUCAUCAACCGGAUCGAAAAGCCUAUCCACAUGGCCCUUAGGGCGGCUCUCGGGGUGCCACUAACUACUUCGCUGCUAGCAAUGUAUACGGAAGCGAACUACAUUGGUUUAAAAGCACGUCUUACCUUACGGACGAUCAGACAUAUGGUCACGCACAUAUCGAGGGGCCGUUUUAGCUCGCUCUACCGUAUUUAUUCGCAAAGGCAUGGUCUGGACCACUAUAGAUGGCGAAGAUACCAGGAACCUUACGUGUUCAGGGCGGUCUCUCAUUUACGGAAUCUCGGGAUAGCGAUUCCGAACAUUUAUCGUCAACAGAAUCUGCCGCCGACUGUCGAGCAGAUGGGCUCGCGGAUAAAUAUUGAUGUGUUUAGGACUGGGAGUAUUCGUUUACCUGGCGAGGACAGGGUGGCAUUUGAUGAGUGGAUGCGCAAAUACCGCGAUGGGUGGGCUUUAAUCGGGACAGAUGGGUCGAAGUCACCCAAUCGGACGUCGAUGGGCGUCUUCAUAUCAGAGGGGCGGAGGAGUGAGUCGUGGGAAUUGGACGCUCAGUGUGGAGUUUUCGGGGCGGAAGCUGCUGGUGUUUUGCGGGGGUUGGCUUUGUGUUCCCAAAAUCCUUGUCCGACCAUUAUAUGUACAGACAGUCGUUCAGUGCUAGAGGCGUUGGCUAACGUGGGGUAUACUUCGGAUGCGAUCAUCAUCGAUAUUGCGGCGGCAGUCUCGUCCUUUCCUCAGCCUAUUGUGAUGUUAUGGACUCCGGGGCACGUCGGUAUUGCACCCAACGAAGACGCGGAUAAGGCAGCGAAGGGAGCGAAUUUAACCGGUUCCUGGAGGGGCCCGCUGUUGCCUAAGGACAUUCAUCGGUCGGUAUGGCAAGACACACGUAAUUUGUUACGGGACCGCUGGGCUGCGGUCCAUAGGAACAGGGGUAGGGAGUAUCUCCGUCCUUUUCACCCGUGGCCUUAUCACCACGCUUCAUCGCGGCAAGCGGAAACACUCCUGGCGAAACUACGGACUGGUACGGCCCCACUCAAUGACUUUCUUUAUUCGCGUGGUAUUGUCCCGUCCCCUAACUGUUUGUUCUGUGGGGAGGCAGAAACUACUGAACAUUUCUGGCUAAGGUGUCCAGAGUAUACUACGAGUCGCAUGGACCUACUGAAACACUUACGACUGAAUUUACAGACUGUGCGUACAUUGUCUCCUCUGUAUUGGCCACAGGCCGACAUGUCCUCGAGGUAUCAUGUCUACCUUCUAGAACAGUAUAUUCAUCGAUCGGGUCGCUUUAACAACUAAGGUGGCGCUGCACGUCGGAGAAAAAGCGAAUAGGCUGCAAUCUCCAUAUA
Centruroides sculpturatus (bark scorpion) is the source of this 1354-nucleotide messenger RNA. RefSeq lists its product as uncharacterized. Lineage: Eukaryota; Metazoa; Arthropoda; Arachnida; Scorpiones; Buthidae. The transcript has a single exon. The coding region runs from base 45 to 1304 and encodes 419 amino acids. The record is from RefSeq and is a predicted model, not a curated record. Gene Ontology annotation, molecular function: RNA-DNA hybrid ribonuclease activity; nucleic acid binding.